Molecule: messenger RNA, 974 nt
Organism: Amoebophrya sp. A25
Lineage: Eukaryota; Dinophyceae; Syndiniales; Amoebophryaceae
Source: the annotation of a GenBank genome assembly
AGUAGCAGUCCGACAUCUACAGACGCUGUACUGCAGAAGUGCCGGGUCACCUUAGAAGCACAAGCGCAGGAAAUUGACAAGGAGCGAAAAGAAAAGCUGGCGAGUACAAGAACUUUCUCUUGUAGUUCUUGAAGAAUCGUUGUUGACGUCGAGUUGGCGAGUACAGUAAAUUGAUUUUCAUCCACAAGUAGAGCUACACCUCCAUAUUAGUUCAACCAAAUAUAACUACACCUCCAGAUUAGUUCAACCAAGUACAACUACACCUCCAUACUAGUUCAACCAAAUAUAACUACACCUCCAUAUGAAGGCCACAUCAAUCUAGCUUCAUCGAGGAAUACAGGCUCAUUUUGACCAUAUAGUUUCAACUUGACCCAUGUUGAAGCCUCAAUUAAUAUAAGUUAAGACCUCAAUUAAUAUAAGGAAAUCUUAGGCAGACUGGCGACUAGAUUCGAAGCCUCAAUUACUAUAAGUCAAGACCUCAAUUAAUAUAUUAAGGAAAUCUUAGGCAGACUGGCGAGUAGAUUCGAAGCCUCAAUUAAUUCAAGACUCCAAUGCGUCGAAUAGGAGUCAUUUCAAUCAUCUACCCCUUCUCUCUACUUCUUCUCCUCCAGUUCAAAAGGAGCGGCACGAGUUGGAGAGCGCUCUGGAGCAUGAGAAAAGUCUGCACCAUCUAACGCAGACGAGAUUGCACGAUUUUGAGAGGCGAGACCGGUCAGAAAAGGAUCACUUUCGACAACAGGUGCAGCAGUUGGAAGAAAAACUCACAAAUGUUAAGAACAAGAAAGGCUACCACAGAUUAGAUAUAGAUCUACCUUCGCAAGCACCAUAUUUUUGAGAAUUAUUGAGGAUAAGUAUGUUUGUUCAAGAGUUAGAAUUAGAUGAAGAUUAUUUUGAAGGAGCGGAAGAGGGUUCUUCCAGGAUCAUGCGUGUCAAGCCGAAUUUCUGGUACUACUUUAAAGAAGCGCGUCGCGAAC